Pieris macdunnoughi is the source of this 1164-nucleotide messenger RNA. Lineage: Eukaryota; Metazoa; Arthropoda; Insecta; Lepidoptera; Pieridae. The record is from the annotation of a GenBank genome assembly.
AUGGAACAAGCAAUUUUAGUAGGGGAUCACUCCGUUGGAUCAGAAAGAAGCAGAAGACUAAAACUAAGAGGCAAUUGCAAAAAGAGAAUAGGUAUGAAUAACAUAAUGAAUGAUUUAAACGAAGUUAUGUUUGCUUUUGAAGACGAUGGAGCUGAUGGGUUAAGGAUUAAUCCACGGAAUAACGGUCUAGUAGGAGUGCCAAAUUAUUUCGAGGAUGUUAUACCUUUAUACACUGAUAAUCAGUUUUAUUCUCAUUUUCGAAUGUCCAGAGAAUCGAUAGCUGAACUAGAAAAUAUAAUAAGACCCCAUGUACUCGACAUUAACCACAAUAUGCCUUUACAAAAAAUUUUUUUAUUAACAAUCUGGAUUUUAGCAACUCCAGAAAGUUUCAGAUCAGUUGCUGAUAGAUUUGGUUUAUGUAAAACAAUAACAUAUUCAGCUUUCAAAGAAAUUGUCCAUAUUUUAGCAAAUCUUUUGCCACAGUUUGUUCGUUGGCCAGAUGCUCAGGAGUGCGAAGUAAUUGAGGCGGGUUUUCGUUCUCGCCGAGAAGGGUUUCCGGGAAUAAUUGGAGCUAUUGAUGGCUGUCAUAUAGAAAUAAUACAACCUCCAGGAAAUGCUAAUGAUUAUUACAAUCGGAAAGGAACUCAUUCAAUAAUUUUGCAAGGUACAUGUGAUCAUAAUGGUAAAUUCAUCGACGUUUUAAUUGGAAGACCAGGAAGAGCACACGACGCAUCAGUUUUUAGAACUUCUACUCUGUAUAAUCGACUAACUAGUGAAGAUCCUUUGUUGCCUCCUAAUCAACAUAUACUUGGUGAUUCCGCUUAUCCGCUAAUGCUCAAUGUUUUAACACCGUUUAAAGAUAACGGGCAUCUUAGUCCUCAGCAAAUUAGAUACAAUGUUAAGCACGCAUCAAUACGUUCAAUUAUUGAGCGAGCUUUUGGUUUAUUAAAAGGGAAAUUUCGCCGAUUACGAUAUCUAGAUGUUAAAUCUGUAGAUAUGGGAAUAGUUGUUAUUUCCGCAGCUUGCACUCUCCAUAAUUUUCUAUUAAGUCGAGGAGAUGCCAACAUUGGUGAUUUUACUGAACUAGAAGCAGAAGUUGAAGAAAAUCAAGAUGCGAACUUGGAUGCAAUUCAAAAACGUUUUAAUAUAAUGAACUCAUUUUAA